This is a messenger RNA of Naumovozyma castellii, 1683 nucleotides long. RefSeq names its product Ama1p (gene AMA1). The transcript has 2 exons. The record is from RefSeq and is a predicted model, not a curated record. Lineage: Eukaryota; Fungi; Ascomycota; Saccharomycetes; Saccharomycetales; Saccharomycetaceae. Bases 1 to 1683 code for a protein of 560 amino acids.
AUGCCCAAAGAAAAGAAACAUCAUGCUGCCAGCCAAAAAAAACUAGCCGCCAAAGUCUCAAUUUCAGGAUAUCAAGACAGAUUCAUUCCAUAUACAGCUUCAACCGCUGUCUAUAGGGCAUCUUUAUCCUUGAGACGUUUUGAUCCAAAGGAAAUUGACCUAAGAGAUCAAGAGUCGUCACUUUCUCCUCAGAGACUUUCAAGUCCUGAAUUUUUUAAUGAUUUAAGAGAGACGGGCAAUUACGAACCUGUAAAUAGUCAAAAUACAUCCAUAUUCACUACAGACUCACCAAAUAAUACCGAAAGGAGACAAACCAUUACAUGCACCAAAUUGAAAAGGGAACAAGAAAAAUAUAGAGAUACUAUUGCGGAAUUACUUGGGUUUCAUAAUUCAGAAAGAGUGCUAACUUUUAAUCAAGAGAAUAAAUUAAAACCCUUGUUGAAAUUAGACGCUACACUAGCUUUAGAAACUACCAAUUUGAAUGAAGAAAGGAGUAGAACAAGUACAAGAGAUCCUCGUUUAGAAAGGGGGACAAAAAGGGUAAAAUCCCAUGCAGCUUAUAAAGUUCUGGACGCCCCAUGUUUAAGAAACGACUUUUAUUCAAAUUUAAUAUCAUGGUCUAAGACAACUAAUGCUGUAUUAGUUGGACUUGGUUGUUCUUCUUAUAUGUGGUCAGAAGCUUUGGGUGCCAUCCCAGUUCUAGACCACCAUUACUUAUUUUCAAAAGGUGAUUUAAUAACCUGUGUUUCAUUCUCACCGAGAGAUACAAAAUUUGUGAUAGGAACCAAAGAUGGCCGUAUUUUAUUGUUUGACCAGGAUUUAAUCAUUGAUAAUUAUGAAAAAUAUGAGGAUGAAGUUUUCCUUGAACCAAUAUUCACAUACAAGAACACUGCCUCGAAAGGAUUAGGUUGCAUCGAAUGGCUCUCAGAUGGUGAAUCAUUAAUUGUUGGUGAUGAGACUGGAUUCAUUAAUAUUAUCAAUAUAAGGUCUACGUUAGAUCCCAACUCAUAUCAUUUAAUGUUAUUUAAACGAUUCAAAGCUCAACGACAACAAGUUUGUGGAAUAUCUAUUAAUAACGAUAAUUCAUUAUUGGCGGUAGGUGGUAAUGAUAAUUCCUGCAGUCUUUGGAAUAUAACCGAUAGUGAAAUUCCCAAGAAAUUUUUUACUUUAAAUCAUACAGCUGCAGUUAAAGCAGUUGCUUUCUGCCCUUGGUCAAAAUCACUUUUAGCUACAGGUGGUGGAAGCAAGGAUAGAACUAUAAAAUUUUGGCAUACAAAGACAGGUACUUUACUUAACGAAUUUAAGGUUACAGGUCAAGUGACAUCAUUAAUAUGGUCUAAAACGCAGAAACAGAUAGUUGCAACUUUUGGAUUUGGUGAUAUUGAAGAUCCCACUUUGCUAACACUUUUCUCAUUUCCCCUUAUGACACAACUUUUACAUGUAAAAUCACCUCAACCACUGCGAGUAUUAAGUGCGAUUUUGUCUCCUAACUCUACAGCAAUAUGCAUAGCCACCAAUGACCAAACAAUCAGGUUUCAUAAAAUAUGGCAGGAAGACGAAUCUUUAAUAAAGGAAUUACAGGAAAAGGGCCUUUAUGGUUCAGAUAUUAUUGAGUAUUUCGAAGGGAUCGGCGGAUAUUAUCAAGGCGAUAAUGGUGGAGAUAACGACAAAACAAUACGGUAG